Messenger RNA from Aspergillus steynii IBT 23096, 3285 nucleotides. Its product is annotated as M protein repeat protein. Lineage: Eukaryota; Fungi; Ascomycota; Eurotiomycetes; Eurotiales; Aspergillaceae. Gene Ontology annotation, cellular component: Golgi apparatus. The coding region runs from base 1 to 3285 and encodes 1094 amino acids. The transcript is spliced from 11 exons. Gene Ontology annotation, biological process: Golgi vesicle transport. Gene Ontology annotation, molecular function: small GTPase binding. The record is from RefSeq and is a predicted model, not a curated record.
AUGGCUUCGACUGAGGAACCCGUCCCUCCCGUGACCCCGGCCGAAGGGGUCGUGGAUUCAGAUGCACCCCCGGCCACCCCCGUCGACUCAACCGUGCUCUCUGGCAGUGAGGAGCCCGUCACUAGCCCCGAUGCCUCCAAGGACAAGGAAAACGUGAAGGCCACCCCGGCUACCAAGCGUCCUGUUUCCGGGACUCCGGCCACGAAGCGGCCCACUUCCAUGUCCGGUGCCCCCAAGACAACUACGUCGACUUCUCGCCCUUCGACCACCAAUGGCGGCACAUUGAACAGGCCCCCCACGCGUCCUCCCACGACAACUACCGUCCGAAAGCCGCUGAGCACAUCGACAACUGCCUCUCACCGAUCCCGCGCAUCAGUGAGCAGCUCCGCCGAUGAAAAGACGCGAUCCGUGGCAAGCUCUGGGGACGAGAAACGAGGCAUGUCCAGCACCGCAAAGCGGAUGUCGCUGCCUACCAGCACACUGGAUAGACGAACCUCGGUGUCGCGCCCCAGCACCGUCGCGCCACGUCCGACCACCCGACCGGCCACGUCGACAACCACUACUCGUCCGACCUCCUCGACUACCGGUGCGACGCGGACGACCACCCGCCCUACCUCGACUAGACUGAGCACCGCCAUGAAGACCUCGGAGGAAGAUGCAGAGAAACUUCAGGCUCUGGAAAGCAAGCUGUCAGAAAGCGAGGCUACCGUAGCUAGCCUGAAAGCUGAACUGGAGACGGUGAAUGAGAAAAUGGCGCAGCUUGACGCCGCUACCAAGGAACUCCAGGAACAGCACGCUGCGGAGCGCGAGCGUCUGACUGCCGAGCAUGCAGGGCAGCUGCAGGCUCUGCGCACUCAGCUGGAAGAGGCCGAGACUCAGCGGAAGGAACUUGAAGAAAAGUCCAUCAAAGAUUUGGAAGAAGCCGCAAAGUCCGCCGCAGCUCAGGGCGAUGACCAGACUGCUACGGCGCUGGAGGAACUGAAGCAGUCCCACCAGGCCCAGCUGGAGGCCCUGCAGAAAGAACUGGCCGAUCAGAAGGCUUCCGCCACUGGCCACACGGAGGAACUCGAUGCCCUUAAGGCCGAGCUCGAAACGCAGAGGAGUAGUGUCGCCGAGACCACCAAGAUCUUGGAGGAAAAGACCGUGGCUCUGGAAAAUUUCCAGCGUGAGCUCAACGGACGGGACCAGGUCAUUGCGAACCUGAAUCACGAGAUGGAGAAGCUUAACCAAGCCAAGGAGGACCAGGCUCGUGCUGCUGAAGAAUCUGCUCGCCAGUCUGUUUCGGCCCUCGAGGAGAAGGUUGCGUCGCUCGAAGCUCAACUUGCUGAGGCUGAAUCUACUUCGAAGGGCAGCGACGAGACAGCCACCGUGCUCGCUGAAAAGGAGAAUGAAGUUGCCGAGCUGAAACUUACGGUAGAAACGCUCCGAUCGGAGCUCCAGGAAGCCCGCGAUGCCGCCGAAAACGCUCUUAAGGAAAAGAUCCAGGAACUCGAGGCGGCCCACGAAGCGGCCGUUGCCAAACUGAAGGCAGAGCAUGACGAGGCCCUCGCCUUGGCCGCUACCACCCAUGCACAGGAAUUGGCCGCGGCUAAAGAGGCGGCCGAGUCGGCCGGUAGCAGUCACUCGGAACAACUUCAGGAGCUCCGUGCGGCUCUCGAUGCUGCCGAAGCUGCCGCACAGAAGGGCCGUGAGGACGCCAUUGCCCUGGAACAGAAACUGACCGCCUCGGAGCAGGCUCUUGGCGAAGCUAAGCAAUCCCUGGAGGAAGGCGCCAGCUCCGCCCAGGAAAAGGGCGAGAUCAAGUCUCUCCAAGAUGCUAUCCACAGUAAGCAGCAGGAAGUCGAAGCACUGCAGCACAGCCUCGUUACAUUCGAGGACAAGACUAAGUCCAAGGACGUUCAACGAGAGGGCCAGCUGAGGGCGCUGGAAGAGAAGGCGCAGGCUGCGGAAAGUUCUCUUCAGGCGCAUCUCCAGGAGGCUGCCGUGGCCGCCGAGGAGCACGCGCAGGCACUGGAAUCCCUGAAGACCGCCCACGCAGCGGACUUGGAGACUGCUCGGACGAACACAUCUGGAUCCCACGAGCAGGCACUCCAGGAGUUGCAAGCCAAGCAUGACGCGUUGAUGGCGACAAACCGCGAGUUGGAAUCAAAGCACGCGGAGAAGGUCGAAUCUCUCGAAUUCGAUCUCAAGUCGGCCUUGGAGCGUCAUGCGCAGGAGAUUGCGUCGCACUCCGAGCUUCGUGGCCAGGAAGUCGCCGAGCUGCAGAAGCAGUACGAAGAAACCCGGUCGGCCCUACAAGCUGAGUUGGCCGCUUCGCAGGCCUCCAAGACUGCCGAAAACGAAGCCGAACACAUCAAGGCGAUCGAAGAACUCCUGACCGCGCACGAGGAGAAGACGACCAGCCUCCGCUCUCAGCUGGAGUCUUCCAAUCAAGCUCAAAUUGACGCGCUGCAAAAGUCCCACGACGCGGCUUUGAGCGAGGUGCACGCUCAGUUGGCUCAAGCCCAGGCUGCCGCUCAGGACAGCUCGGUCCUUGACGGUUUGAAGGUCACCAUUGCUGAGCUGGAAAACAAGCUUGCCGACGCGGAACGGUCCGGCACGGAGGCCGCAGGCCAGCACGGUGCGGACAUUUCCAAGGCGCAGGCGGAGACCAGCGAAUGGCAGCAGAAGUAUCAGGAGUUGGCGGCCCGGGCAGCCGAACUGGAGACGUCGCUAUCGGCCUCCGGAAGCUCGCAGUCGGAGUUGGAGUCGGUCCUGAAGCAGCUCUCGAACUCCCAAGAAGAGUUGACUCAGAUCAAGGGCAAGCAUGAUGCGAUCAGCAGCCAGCUGGACGAGGCUACGACGCAGAACCGGGCGAUGAACGAGAAGUUGUCGCAGGGUGAGAAGGACCUGAACGACCAGAUCGACAAGAACAUGUCGCUGUUGAACCAGCUGGGCGAGGUCGACUCGGCCAUUUCGGCCAGCCGCAAGCGCACGCGCGAGUUGGAAGCGGAGGUGGCCGCGCUGAAGGCCGAAGGGGCCAAGGGCAACGCGGUGGGCUUGGAUGGUAGUCGAUGGGCAGCAGAGGGACCCGUGGAAGGUGAGGAGCUUGGUUCAUCUAUCGAGGGAACGAUGGCAAGCAUUCAGGCUCAGCUUAAACACAUCCGCACAACCAACGACGAGUGGUACGAGGAUCAUAAUCGGCUCGUCGGGGAACUGACGCAGCUGUCUCACCGAUCGACGCCAGAGGUGCCCAGCCACUCAUCGACCCCCCAGCCGGAGAAAGCGGCCGAGGGAUCGUCGUAA